GUACUACGUAAAAGCAACUUGCUCAAGAUUAGUUACGCUAUUUCCUGUGCCUGCUCUAUUAUUAGGUUCUGUAGCGCGGCUGUCGAUUGGUGGUAAUAACGCGUUGGGUGUCUCUUCGCCAAGCUAAUAUUAGCUGCUAACGUAUUUGGACUAUAAAACGUCUUUGUCCGAAGGGAACAUUUCUUGCGGUGUUAGCGAGACACUAGCCCAAUUGGGCUAAUUUGCUAGCAAUUGAUAGCAUCUCGUGAAGCUAACAGGAUGUCUCAGAGGAGAACUCUCAAACUUAUUUGUGGUCUCGCCGGAGGUUCUGCCGCCCUUUUACUGGCGGCUGCCACUGCCGACUCUCGUGGCUAUUUCGGAGAGAGAAGAACCGAGGCAGGCAGUCGCUGGUCCAAACUGUCCGUGCUUCAAGCUGCGCAGCCGGCGUGGGCAGCAACGAGCAUCACGCCAGUCCCCACUGGCCACGCGUGGGACGUCAACUGGGACAAGAGAGACCCUUCUACACUGUCCAAUGGCAAGAAGAAAGGCAGUACGACCGAAGAUCCCAGAUCAGAGCAGGACAAUGGCAAACCCAAAGCUACACGCAACAUCCUCCUCAUCCGACAUUCGCAGUAUAACCUCAGCGGGAGCAGCGACAAAGAGCACAUUCUCACUCCCUUGGGUCGAGAGCAGGCCGAGUUGACAGGUCAUCGUCUGUCAUCAUUGGGAUUGAAAUACGAUGUUCUGAUCCACUCCAGCAUGACUAGAGCCACAGAGACGGCGCACAUCAUCAGCAAGCACCUUCCAGGCGUGGAGUUGCUCAGCUGCGACUUGCUUCAAGAGGGCGCCCCCAUCGAGCCGGUUCCGCCCGUCACUCACUGGAAACCUGACGCUGUGCAGUACCACGAAGACGGCGCGCGUAUCGAGGCAGCCUUCCGCCGCUACAUCCACCGGGCAGACCCAAAGCAGAAGGAGGACAGCUACGAGAUCAUCGUGUGUCAUGCCAAUGUCAUCCGCUAUUUUGUCUGCAGGGCCCUGCAGUUCCCACCUGAGGGCUGGUUACGCAUGGGUUUGCACAACGGCAGCAUCACAUGGCUCACCAUUCGCCCAAGUGGCCGGGUGGCCCUCCGAACUCUCGGAGAUGCAGGAUUCAUGCCCCCGGACAAACUUACACGAACCUGAUGAGCCAACGCGGUGCACUUCAGGGAUUGGAGUUGGGAUGACGGGCUGCUUACAGUUUUAAAAAAAAGCUCAGUUUUCUCCUUAAGUGUCUUUCCUCUGAUGUCCAAAUGUUUGUUGUUAAACGGGCGCUGUUGUAUGUUUUUGAGGUGGGUGGUAGUAACGCCAGCAGAAUGUUAUUCAUGUUUUUUUAUACAAGAGCAGUUCCACGCCAAAACAUUUGCUGUGAGCAUUGGAAACGAAUAGGGUCAUUUUAUUGUCACUGUAAGCAGGGCAAACAAUAGUUCACAGUGCAACCCUCUUGAUGUUUAAAAAGACACAAGGAGCUAAAUUUAUAAGUAUUCAAUUUAAAUGUAUUUCGAAGCUCAAACACAACCGUACAAUUUGUACAGUAUACCAAAGUUUGAGCAGUCUUGUUUUGUAAUGUUAGGUAUGUCAUACGAGCCGCCAAAGUGGACCUUGGUAGACAAGGCUGACGUGUUGUAUACUUAAUUGUACUGUUUCGAGGUGUUAUGUUGGUGCACUUUUUUU
Messenger RNA from Hippocampus comes (tiger tail seahorse), 1689 nucleotides. RefSeq names its product PGAM family member 5, serine/threonine protein phosphatase, mitochondrial (gene pgam5). The coding region runs from base 259 to 1161 and encodes 300 amino acids. The transcript is spliced from 6 exons. The record is from RefSeq and is a predicted model, not a curated record. Gene Ontology annotation, molecular function: protein serine/threonine phosphatase activity. Gene Ontology annotation, cellular component: mitochondrion. NCBI's taxonomy places the organism in Eukaryota, Metazoa, Chordata, Actinopteri, Syngnathiformes, Syngnathidae. Gene Ontology annotation, biological process: peptidyl-threonine dephosphorylation; positive regulation of mitochondrial fission.